AUGUUUGACAGGAUUUUAUCGAUUAAAGAAUCUAUCAUAGCUACCCUUGCAGUAUUGGGUAACAGUGAGUUAAACCGUCUCAGUUCAGAGGAAUGGAUUCUUCUUGAGGAUGCACGGGAUAUAUUAAAAAUAUUUUAUGACGUCAAUGUUGAGAUUAGUGUUGACAAAUAUGUUACACUAUCAAAAGAAAUUAUUUUUGUUAAUUCAUUAAAUAAGUAUGUCUCAAAGUUUGUUAACAAUAAUACAUUACCAACUGCUAAUCAGCAUAUGGCUAAUACAAUGAGUGAAGAGUUGAUUAAAAAGUUUUAUGACAUUGAAGAUAAUCCAUUGGUAACUCAAGCAGCACUCUUAGAUCCAAGAUUCAAAAAGCAUAUGUUUUACAACGGUACAAAAUGUGAAAAUGCUAUCAAUUUCCUAAGGGCAAAGAUUCAAAGUAUUAUACUAGAACCGGACACAUUUGAACAACAACAACCUACAAUUACCACUGCCACUACAAAUUCAACCACUUCAUCAAACAGUUGUUAA
Macrosiphum euphorbiae (potato aphid) is the source of this 525-nucleotide messenger RNA. NCBI's taxonomy places the organism in Eukaryota, Metazoa, Arthropoda, Insecta, Hemiptera, Aphididae. The record is from the annotation of a GenBank genome assembly.